This is a messenger RNA of Phytophthora sojae, 405 nucleotides long. RefSeq lists its product as hypothetical. The record is from RefSeq and is a predicted model, not a curated record. Lineage: Eukaryota; Oomycota; Peronosporomycetes; Peronosporales; Peronosporaceae. Bases 1 to 405 code for a protein of 134 amino acids. The transcript has a single exon.
AUGGUGACCCUGAUUUGUGCGCUCGUUGGCGCAGAAGUCGGCGCAGAAGUCGGCGCAUUUCAUGUCGACAUUGAUGGAAGCAAACUGGUGGGCGAGUUGAAGGUGGAGAUCAAGGAGAAAGAGAGUAUUGCGUGCCCUACGCGGUUCAUGGAUCUCUUCCUGGCGAAGAAGGGAGACGCGUGGCUGCCAAGCGAUGAUCCAGCGGCGCGGAAACUGGCUAAGGGGGAGAUCGAUGAAGAAAUCGAGCAAUUACUGAGUGGAGAUCCGGUGGACCCGGCCAAGACGAUUCAAGAAGUGUUGGUAAUCAACCGCAUGACGCGGAGGAAGCGGAGAGCUCCGAAGGCGGUACAAAUUCACAUACUCGUUCGUUUUACGCUCUGGAAGCUUGAAAAGGCCGCGAGAUGA